This is a messenger RNA of Wasmannia auropunctata (little fire ant), 427 nucleotides long. RefSeq names its product venom allergen 3-like. The record is from RefSeq and is a predicted model, not a curated record. NCBI's taxonomy places the organism in Eukaryota, Metazoa, Arthropoda, Insecta, Hymenoptera, Formicidae. The transcript is spliced from 2 exons. The coding region runs from base 221 to 415 and encodes 64 amino acids.
UAUAAAUUAGGGCCAUUCUUUAAAACUUUUUACAGCAAAACAUUCUUUGAAAGAACCUACAGCAAGUUCUCAGUAGCUAAGACCGCAUAAAAAGUAUCAUGGCAAUAGUUUCCCUAUUGUAUUUUGCCAUAAGGCAGAAGUAUUUACUAUCAUAACCGCAACUAAUUAUUGCAAUGUGAAUUCGUGCACGUAUAAAAAAGUAGACGUAAAGGAUCACACAAUGUGCAAGUACACCUCACCAAAUCCAGCGGCAGCUUGUGGACAAGGAUCUUUUGACCUUAGUAAGGCUGAGAAAGAUGAAAUAGUAAGAACGCACAAUCAAUUGAGACAGAAAGUCGCAUCAGGCAAGGAAACCAGAGGAGCUCCAGGUCCACAACCUGCGGCAGUUAGCAUGCCAAGCUUGGUAAGACAUUAAUAAUACAUUAUU